Ruditapes philippinarum (Manila clam) is the source of this 4124-nucleotide messenger RNA. Its product is annotated as iduronate 2-sulfatase-like. The transcript has 3 exons. Gene Ontology annotation, molecular function: iduronate-2-sulfatase activity. Lineage: Eukaryota; Metazoa; Mollusca; Bivalvia; Venerida; Veneridae. The record is from RefSeq and is a predicted model, not a curated record. Bases 628 to 2355 code for a protein of 575 amino acids.
ACAUUAUGCAGGUCGGUUUUGGAUGUGAAAGCUCCAUAUACAGGAUAGCCGGGAAGUCGCAUUAUGUCAUUAACCGCCAUGUGUGACUGAAAACUUACCAUUAAAUAAUAAGUUAUGAGCUGUUUUAUAUAUGAAGGUAAACAAAUCAUUAUGUAUAUUAUAGUAAACGGGUCCGUUUUAAAGUUAUGAUAAAGACAAGGUCUUAAUGUAAUUAAUUAGUAGUUGGCUUUGUGUUUGAUUUAAAUAGAUAGAAAUAGACACCCACGAUUUAUGUAAUGGACACAUCUCUUUGUCAAAUAAGGCUCAUUUUUCAAUCUUGAAACAAACAAAAAGAAUUAUCAAUCUAUUUACCUGCCACAAAUUCAUAUAGAUCUUCUCCAAUUAUUUAUUUUUUGUUUUAUAAUUUUCGUACAACUAGCUAUGAUAAAUUGUUUUCUAAAAGGUAAAAUUGGACUUCGGUACAAACUUCGUAAUCAAUGCUGUUUAUAGUGUAUGUUACAAUAAUUCUCGUUUUAAGAAAGGAAAUGAUAGAAGACAAUAACCGUAGUGGGGUUAUUUCUCUGCGUGUUUUACCGUUGCAAUAAUUAUCAAGACUUUCAACUUUGGGAUAAUUACUAUACGGUGACAAUGGCGGAAUUCAAAUGUAGACAAAUAAAUAAUUCUAAAUCUGGUCAAAAUAUUGACAAAAAUGACAAACAUUCUCCUGAUUUUAUCGAGCAUUCAAUAACACCACCGGCAAGAGAGAACACUGAGGUCGACAUUGCGAAUGAAAGCACAGAUGUCGGUGAUAAUUUGGAUACUUUUGAGGAUUCCCCAGUCAAUAAAGACGAGAAUAUUCGUCAGAAUAUAGAAAUUGAAAUAAAUAUACUAGCAAAGCAGAAGGAGCUUGGAGAUAUUGAACCUGAGUUCGAACAAGUGAUGAAAGAAAUGGAGAAAAUUGUUGCAUUCGCUGAUGAUGAAAAUGAUGAGGAUUUUAAGAAAAUGGAACAAAUAAGACGUGAUUAUGAGGACAGAAUGACCAGAACAGACAGCCGGGGAUCAUUUACGACUACCUCCAGGGAUGAAUGGGGGUUUACCACCCGUACCAUUCCGGAACUUAACUUUACAUGGAACAGUACGGUUAAUAGUACUCACCUAAGAUCUGGGGAUAACUCGCGUUACACAAACCAGUAUUUACGGAGCUCAGCUUCAGUUUUCGCUCCCGGGAAAACAAAGCGUCAAAGAAAACGCGAAAAGACGGGCGUUACAUGGAGUAGUCGAGUUGAAAACCGUAUGGACGGACGAAAACUUUUCUGCUUCGAUCAAUAUGAGGAGGUUCAGAUAAGGAAUGCUUCAAGAUUAAGUAAACGGACCGAUACAACGUUGUCAAGAAAUGCGUCUCGCCUGGCACUUGAAUCUCGUGAAGCAAUGUUCAGACGAGCUAUGUCGUUGCUGUCGGCAAGAUGUACUAGCGUAAGACAGGACGGAGGGAGUGACGCCACCAUCACGCUUGGAGCCCAGAUACCUAAAUACUUCUACGUCACUCAAGAUAAACCCCUACCAAUGGAGCCCUUAAAGGCAUGGCGUGGUUACCAUGGCAACAUAUAUUUCGAGCCAAUCAACAUUAAUCCAGUGAAAGGUGAUAUAGAAUCCGCACGGGCAAGAACAUCUAUAACACGUCAGGACCCACAACGUAAUGCAAGAACUCGAACUUCUAUUCCUAAAGCGAGGGCAAGCCUAGACAAUAAAGAGAAUAAGCCAAUACAAGAGAGCCGGAGUGAUUCACGGCAGACUACAAAAAGUUCUGUUGGCAGUCGACGGUCAUCUACCAGGCCAAUGGCUUAUUUAGAUAAACAAACUGUUCUAAAUAGACUUAAUGAAAGUAUUCACGAGGAUAUAGUUUGGUUAGAAGGUACGGAGAACACCGGAAGCCUUGCAGUUCGACCAAAAACAUACCCAGAGAGAAUGUCGCGUGACAAAGAAAGGGAUCUUCAAUACAAUAAGGACAGGAUAAAGAAAGGAUCGGUUGCACAUAAAUUAUACAUUGAUGGUAAAUCUAGACAAAAGCCGAAAUUAGCGGUCAGUGGCGGGAAGUUUACCCCACCGAACUCUCUGUCACCCUUGUUAAGGACUCAAACCCAAUAUUCCUUGAGUAGCCAAAGGCUCACAACAAAUAGUCCGGAUCCAUAUCACCUAAAUGAGUCUAAGUUACCUCCCUUGGACCAGAUUCGGGCUAGCCUUAAACACAUGGACAGUAAACAGCCGAGUGGAAAAUUACCUUAUAACAAAACUAUGACCCUUACGGAGGGUAUGAAACCUUUUGUAAAAUAUAGCCCCGACGUGGUGGCAAAGUUUGCUCAGCAGGCUAAUAUAUGAGAGGUUUACACACUUUAUGAGAAAUUAAUUGUGAAAUGUGGCCUGGUUUAGUCAUGUCUAAUCAAAGAAUAAAAUAUGAAUGUUAUAAAACUUCAACUGAAAUAUUGCUACAAUGUAGCAUGCUGACAUACAUCGUUCAAACUUGCAGAGUACCUGUCAGAGUUUUCUUGUAAAAAGAAGUUUACAGUAAAAAAUAGUACAGAUUCCUUUGGUUUCGAGUAAGGAUAUUUCUUCUUAUCACUUCUAGCAAAGGAAUCACAAAAGUUUGAUGGGUUAGCAGACCACACGUAAAAACUUUGUCAUGGAUGAUUUAAGUUUACAUCAACAAAUACUAAGUCUUAACCGUGUAUGUUUUCAAUCAUUUUAUAUUAACAAAUGGCACCUGGGAAAACCUAAGGUCGAUAGAGGUCGAAAAUGUUAAAGUUAAGUUUUCGUAACUAUCGAACUUCGAACGUAAUGAAUUUCCACCGACGUUUUGGAAGAAUAUGGAAAAGUUCGUCAAGAUCAUUUUUCUUACCAUAUUUUAUCCUUGGAUGUGAUUGUACAUGUUCAAUAGGAUUGUAAGCCCAUCAAUUGAAACCGAAUAAUAGUGUGUACUAAUUUCGUCAGGAGAAGUCAUUUAUGCUUUAUUUUCGUACUUUUCUUCUUCUUUUGUAUUUUUCAAAUGGCAUGUUACAUUGACUACAUGUACUUUGAAAGAAUUAGAAGUCUAUAUAAAAACUCCAAUGUUAUAAAAUUAGUACAUUUGUGAUACGAUUAUUGUGAUUGAUUUAUCUUUUGGACUAUUUCUGUACCCGAGUAUUUGUCCUUUUAAAUGUUAUCUGUGAUAAAUGUAAAACAUUCAUUGUAUUAUUGUUUAAAUGUGCCAAACUUUUAUAUGUAUACUAACUUUUUUCCUAUCUCGACUGUGAUAAGGGUUUUAUAUUCAUUUUAACCAGUCUGUGACGUUCCGAAUGGUCAGCAUUGUUUUUUCGUCUGCCUUAAAGAUAUCGCUUCCGAUCGAUAUUAAAAUUACCUCCCUUUUUGUAUCUUGCAAUUAUCGUAUCAAGGCGAUCAUCAUGUUUUACCAUUACUAAGGCAGGAAAUUACUGUAGCAAAUUAUUUUAACGAUAAACUCAAGACAUCUACGACCAAAAUAGCAAGAUGUCGCUUCAAUUUCGCAUGAAGAAAAUUAUUUUUAUGAUCAAAUAUUCAGUUAAUUUAUACUACAUGUCAUUUCUUUGCCAUUACUGAAUUACUAAAUAAAAGUCAUUUUAGAGGAAUUUAAUCAUCUGUAGAAUUAUAUAUGAAAUUGUAUAUUCAUCAUUGCUGUCAAAUAAAAUAACACAUCACUACAGUAAUAUCACCAGCCCUGUGAUAUCAGUUUACAGCGAUGGAUAUCUUAAUAUGGAAUUUUAUACUUAGGUUCUCAAUAUAAAGAAAUGAUAACAAUUAAGGUAAUAAAUAAUACACUAUAUUUGGUUAGCAUUAGUGUAUAGAUCAGAUUUUAUUACAAUAUUUUACCACAAGGCGUCCCAAAGUAGAGAGAAGAUUUAUAAGAUCACCGACUAUCUCCCGUACGUCUGCUGUCUAUACAUUAUAUCUAUUUUCUAUUUGAUUAGAGAAGAUCCUUUAAGUAGGUUUUCUGACACCAGAAAGUAUAACUGUCUAUAUAUUUUACAAAUAUUCCAGAAAGCUUGUUUUUUUUAUUUCUCUUUUUUCUGGGACAACAUCUUGUUUACUAAGUUUGCAUAUUUAGGUUUAUAUAUGCUCGACAGUUCAUUUAUUCC